AUGGAGUGCGCCCUGGACGCCCAGAGCCUGAUCAGCAUCUCCCUGCGCAAGAUCCACAGCUCCCGGACCCAGCGCGGUGGCAUCAAGCUGCACAAGAACCUCCUGGUGUCCUACGUGCUCCGCAACGCGCGCCAGCUCUACCUGAGCGAACGCUACGCCGAGCUCUACCGGCGCCAGCAGCAGCAGCAGCAACAGCAGCAACCGCCCCACCACCAGCACCAGCACCUCGCGUACGCGGCGCCAAGCAUGCCGGCCAGCGCGGCCGACUUCGGCCCGCUCCAACUUGGCGGUGGUGGGGAUGCGGAGGUGCGCGAGCCUGCUGCCCGACACCAGCUGCACCAGCUUCACCAGCUGCACCUUCAGCAGCAGCUGCACCAACACCAGCACCCGGCGCCCAGGGUCUGUGCAGCCGCGGCGGCGGCCGGGUCGCCCGCGGGCGGCUCCUCGCCCUCCGCGCCCCCAGGGGCCGCCCCUCCGGCCGCCGCCGCUGCCUCUCCACCAGCCUCCCCGACUCCCUCCUCCACUGGCUUCUACCGGGGCGCAUACCCGGCCCCCUCGGACUUCGGCGUGCACUGCAGCAGCCAGACCACCGUGCUGGACCUGGACACUCACGUGGUGACCACGGUGGAGAACGGCUACUUGCACCAAGACUGCUGCGCCUCCGCCCACUGCCCCUGCUGUGGCCAGGGCGCCCCGGGACCGGGCCUGCCGCCCGCCCCCGGCUGCAAGCGCAAGUAUUAUCCUGGCCAGGAGGAGGACGACGAGGAGGAGGAGGAGGUGGGCGAGUUGGGGGCCGAGCCACCCGGGGUCGCCCCUUUCGCCUCCUGCAAGCGCGCCCGCUUCGAGGACUUCUGCCCGGACGCGUCCCCGGACGCGUCUAACAUCUCAAACUUGAUCUCCAUCUUUGGCUCGGGCUUCUCGGGGUUGGUGAGCCGACAACCGGACUCCUCGGAGCAGCCGCCGCCGCUCAACGGGCAGCUGUGCGCCAAGCAGGCGCUCGCCAGCCUCGGCGCCUGGACUCGAGCCAUUGUCGCCUUCUAG
Molecule: messenger RNA, 1041 nt
Organism: Elephantulus edwardii (Cape elephant shrew)
Lineage: Eukaryota; Metazoa; Chordata; Mammalia; Macroscelidea; Macroscelididae
Gene: IER5L
Product: immediate early response 5-like
Exons: 2
Coding region: 1-1041 (346 amino acids)
Source: RefSeq, a predicted model, not a curated record